UGAUGUGAAGUGUAGUGUUAGUCUCAACAUGAUCGAACAAUUAAUAAGACAAUACUUUUUGAAAAACUAUAAAAUUUCUGAAAUCCGUGAUUUAUUACUAACUAGAAACGAAAUAAUAAUUUCAAUCAGCACAAUAAAGAGAAUAUUAUCUUCGUUGGGAUUGAAAAGGAAAAAUGUUCCGGAAUCAAGCAUGCAAGAUAUAGUUUCAGCGAUUAUAAAAGAGAUUUAUUCGUGUGGUUAUAAUCUUGGAUACAGGAGUUUAUGGAAGAAGUUAAAACUAGAAUACAACCUUACGGUCAAAAGAGAUACCAGUGUCAAAAACCAAAGGAUAGAAUCUUACUGGGGACGGAUGCGUCAACACACUGUUGAUUUUUAUAUUCAAUUUUUUAAAUGCAUGCAAGAAAAGGGAUUAUUCGAUGGUAGUAAUUUACAUAUCAAAUGCUUACAGUUUUGUUUCGGUCCACUUAUAAGGCACGAUCUGAAUACCAACAGAAAAUUAUGGAAUGAACAUCGUAUUCGAAAGCAGGCAGUACGUAAUCAUUUAGCUGGGCGACCAAAUGUAUUAUUUCAUUUGCCUCACCGUUACGCAAGUAGAGAUUACAGAAGGAAGGUCAAUCCUAAUACAGUUGAAAAACUUAUGAAUAAGUUUACAAAAAAACCAAAAUUAUUCGAACGUAGUCUUCAAAUGAAGCGUCUCUCUAAAAAACAAUUAUAU
Cotesia congregata is the source of this 715-nucleotide messenger RNA. The record is from the annotation of a GenBank genome assembly. Lineage: Eukaryota; Metazoa; Arthropoda; Insecta; Hymenoptera; Braconidae.